AGUCCCACUUUUCGGUUGUGGAGUCCGAUCAACACGACUCGACAAGGUAGCAGCACUUUCGGACUCCGCUUUUCUGUUUUCUUUUUUCGGAAACCCUCAAACAGUAAAAAUGUCUGUCAAAAAAACCACCUUCAAGAAGCGCAUUCGUAAGAAUGACAUGAAACAGCGCCACCAGAUUGGCGCGAACCUGCGCAAGCGCAUGGGUGCCGCGCGACGUGUACACAACCGCAACGACCUGGUCGACGACUCUGCGCGGCCGAUGGCAAUGAUCGUGUCGGACAUUGCGGAGGGCACGGCGAUGCCGGUGCAGGAGGCAAUUCUCGAUCCUCGUGCGUUGACUGACAUGCUACUCCGUCCUGCUCCGCCUGCGGCAGCAGCAGCGGCAACGCCGAUAGUCACUGUAACGGCGACGUCGUCAUCGUCAACGAACUCCUCGGGCUCGAAGAAUCGCAAGGCGGCCGUCAGCGCACCACAGCUGGCCGCGGCGAGAAUUCUUCCCUCUGCUCCCCUCGCAGCGGACGAUCCACUCGCGCUGCCGGAUGCGAGCAUCUACGAAGAGGAGGAGCGUCAGCAGCGUCUCGCACGUGCGGCCGCCGGGCUGCAGAAGGAAAACAAAAACCUCUACAAGCACAGCGGUCAGGCAUACCUCUUCUGGGAGCGGGUGGGUUUGCACCCGGCGCUGCUGAAGGCGCUUCGCGACCUGCACUUCACCCACCCCACGCCGGUGCAAGAGGAGGUGUUGCCGAACGUGCUGGCUCACGACAACGAAGAGCUGGCGAAGCACCUAAAGGGCCAGGGCGAGAAGAAAAACAAAAAACACAAGCGCAGUGGUGCACAACACGGCGCGCAGGACGUUGUGGUGUCUGCUGAAACAGGAAGCGGCAAGACGCUCGUGUUCGCCUUGCCGAUUCUUCAGGAUUUGCUGAUGAAGAUGGAAAGGGACGGGGUCACGAUUGGCGUGCCAGCGAGCGAGGACAACAAAGCGGUCGCGUCUGAGUCUGCCGACGACGCGCAGAUGCCGACGUCUGCUCCUGCUGCGACGCUGCCGCGCGAGACACGGCAGCAGCGCCGCACGCGCAUCAUGCACUCCCUCAUCGUCUCCCCGACCCGCGAGCUGGCCCUCCAAAUUCACGCCGCCAUUCGCCAGCUGACAAAGUUCACCCCGCAGGUGGUCGUCGGCUGUGUGGUGGGCGGUAUGGCCCAGGAGCGGCAGCAACGCGUCUUAAACCGCCACCCGCACAUCCUCAUCUGCACGCCGGGUCGUCUGUGGGACUUGGUGCAGAAGAACGAGGGCUGCUACCUCGGCCACAGCAUCAGCCGCCGACUGCACUACGUUGUGCUCGAUGAGGCCGAUAAGAUGCUACAGUCGGGCCGCUUUGACGAGCUGCAAACGCUGCUGGAGCGCAUUCACUGCGAGGUGCUGCCCGCCGGCUUUGUGCAGGACCGGGAGGAGGGGGCGGAGGCUGGCGACGUGGAGGUCGAGAGCGGCCGCUGGGACGCCGAAACGCAACAGUUCGUGCCCUUCACGAGGGAAGAAGCUGCAGCUCACAAGACGCAGAAGGAGGAACCGACUGCCACGGCUCCUUCUGCGAAGGCAACGAGAAAGACCACCAAACGGUCUCGCGAGGACGUGGAGGUAGAGGAGAGUCACGAAACGACUCCCAAGGGUUCUCUGGGAGGGAAGAAGACGAAGAGCAAGAGCGUUACGGAGGGCGGCGACGAUGCGCGGAAGAUGAAGAAAGCAAAGCGGGCGAAGAAGGUGGGAAUGGAGUUUGGGGACGAGCUGGACGUUGCUGCCGACGCGAAUGCUGCCGUCGCAAUGGGAAAUGAAGAAGAGGAGGAGGGGGAGGAAGAGAGUGGCGAGGCACGCCGUCGCAAAGAUGAACCGCAGCCUAUUCCGAUGCCUCCUGAGCCGGCGGCGGAGCACCGCGUGGUCACCUUCGUCACCUCCGCCACGUUGUCCCUGCAGACGAAUUACGAGCGGCGUGACUACUCGGCCCGCAAGAGCGUCAUCCGCACCUCGAACGUGGACGUACUGAAUAAGGUGCUCCAACAGCUGGAGAUCAAGCCGAGCAACGCGCAGGUCUUCUCACUCACUGAGUCUGCCAACGUGGCCACCCGUAUUAAUGAGACGUAUCUGCGCUGCCCUGAUAACAGCAAGGACCUGUACCUCUACUACUUCCUCAAGACCUACAGCGAUGAUCGCGCGAUUGUCUUCGUGAACGCCAUUUCGAUGCUGCGGCGCCUGGUGAAGCUGCUGGAGGUGCUGGGCAUUGCGGUGGUGGGCUUGCACGCCUCCAUGCAGCAGCGCCAGCGUCUCAAGUUCAUUGACAAGUUCAAAACGGGCGAUAUUCGCGUGCUCGUGGCGACCGAUGUGGCGUCGCGCGGUCUCGACGUGGAUGGCCUGAAGUACGUCGUACACUAUCAGGUGCCUCGCACGACGGACGCGUACAUCCAUCGCUGCGGUCGUACCGCCCGGUGCGGUGGCACUGGUCUGUCCAUGCUGCUCGUCAACGCGCAGGAGCACAUGUCCUUCCGUAAACUGAUGGAGUCCCUCGGCCGCCGCGAGAGCGAAAUCGAGACCUUCGCGGUGCAGCCAACGGUGGUGCACCAGCUGAGCAGCCACCUCCGUAUUGCGCUGCAGAUCGACAAACUGCAGAAGGAAAUCGGCAAGAGCCAGGCCAGCAAUCGGUGGGUGAGUCGCAUGACGAAGGAGGCGGACAUCGAGACGGACGACAUGUACGAUGACACGGUGGACAGCGAGAACCGGCAGAAGCAGAAGGCAAUUCGCAUCUUGCAGCGUGAGUUGCAGCUGCUGACGAAGAAGUUCACAGGUCAGUUCGGCGGCAAGGGCGCCUUCCGUACAAGCGCGUACGCGCUGGGUGCUAAGGAGGCCGAGCAGAAGCUGAAAGAGCGGGCAGACCGUCAGACGAUUCGUGCGGGCGCGAAGACGAAGAAGGGGACGAAAGGCAGCAGGAAGUGA
Leptomonas pyrrhocoris is the source of this 2983-nucleotide messenger RNA. Its product is annotated as Atp-dependent RNA helicase-like protein. Bases 110 to 2983 code for a protein of 957 amino acids. The transcript has a single exon. The record is from RefSeq and is a predicted model, not a curated record. Gene Ontology annotation, cellular component: nucleolus. Lineage: Eukaryota; Euglenozoa; Kinetoplastea; Trypanosomatida; Trypanosomatidae. Gene Ontology annotation, molecular function: nucleic acid binding; ATP binding; RNA helicase activity.